AUGUCUCCACAAAGUAUUUCUACAAGAACCUCAUUUUCUUCGUUUAUAUCAAAUAAUGAUAGCAUUCCACAAAGGAAUAAUUCAAAAUCAUUAUUUUCUUCUUCUACUUAUCUAAAAAUUAAAUUAAUGGAGCCAGCACUUUUUCUACGUGGAAAUCCUCAAGAAUCAUUAGGUUGCUUUUUAAGGGGCGAACUAAUAUUAAUUUUAGACAAACCCACCAAAAUAAAAAAAUUAGAUUUGAAAUUUAACGGUAAAUUGAAAACUUUUUGGCCAGAGGGUAGAGUCUAUUAUGGACAACAAUUAAAUUCACGUUUAAAUAUCAUUCGAAAAUUAUCUUCAAAAUGUUAUACCAUUCUUCAACCUAACAUUUACACCUUUCCUUUUGAACUGUUUAUACCCGGUGAUUCGCCAGAAACAAUAGAUACUGAAUUAGCAAGUGUCUCUUAUAAAUUGAGCGCGACACUCUUUAGACCAGGGUUAUUGCCAAAUAUACAUGUGACACAACAAGUGCCCAUAAUGCGUGCUUCUAUAUCCGAAGAAAUGAAUUCCGAAGGUAUUGUCACUUCUAGUGAUUGGAAAAAUUUAUUUGGUUACGAAAUCAUGAUACCGAAAAAAGUAUACUCCAUUGGUCAGCCCAUAGAAAUGCAUUUGAAAUUAAUACCAAAAGUUAAACAUUUAGAUUUUGUCGAGUUAAAGGUACAAUUGACAGAAACUUGUAUUCGCAGAUCAAAAGGCCACACGAAUCAAGAUUCAAAAGUUUUAAAAACUCUGAAGAUUGAAAAUUUAGAUAAAGUGAUCAACGAUAAUAAAUUUAUUUAUCAUAAAAAUAUUUCAUUUAUUUUACCAAAACCUUCAAAAAAAAUUCAUUCGUCAUGCGAGACAACUUCAAUCUCAAUAAUACACAAUUUGAAAUUCAUCUACACAAUAAAAGUUCCUUCCAACUUUAAUAUUGACGAUGAUCAUUACCAGAUUUUGGAAUAG
Entrophospora candida is the source of this 981-nucleotide messenger RNA. NCBI's taxonomy places the organism in Eukaryota, Fungi, Glomeromycota, Glomeromycetes, Entrophosporales, Entrophosporaceae. The record is from the annotation of a GenBank genome assembly.